UAUUUGGCGGGCAGGUCCAUCGGGGUUGUUUGGUUCCGUCACAUUUGAAGAGAAACAGAAAUGUUGAAGAGCCGGUCCGUUGUGUACUUAAAGGACCGUCGCAGCUUGACAGCGGUAUUGUCAGUCGAGUCUCUCAAGGCUGUUUAGGGGGGGUGGGGGGUUUGGGGGGGCUAACCUCGCUCUGUUUGGCGGAUUUUGGAUCGCGGUCUCAUGGGGAUUUUCAAAGGAGAAAUGCCAGUCCCCGAGCAGAGUCCAGUGAUGGAGGAGGGGCUUCUGCUGACCUCCCGCAGCCGUUCGGCUGGCCGCAGCACGGAGCCGAUCAACACGGCCAACAAUAUCCUGGCUUCUGUGAAAGAACAGGAGCUUCAGUUUGAGCGGCUAACGCGGGAGCUGGAGGUUGAGAGGCAGAUUGUGGCCAAUCAGCUUGAAAGAUGCAGACUCGGGGCAGAAUCGCCGGGUGCUGGAAGCAGCAGCUCAUCUGAGAAGUCCCUCCCUUGGAGAACUGCCGACGCCCCCGCCCCAGGGGACCCCCAGUCACGGCUCGACGGCAGCUCCCGGUCGCCAAGCUACCGCAUCAGGAUUGAGUCGGAGCAGUUGUCUCCGCGCUCCCCGGAGCAAUCUUGCCUCCGUGAAAGGUCCACGGGGAACUCGCGUAGUUCAACUCAGAUGAAUUCGUACUCGGACAGCGGCUACCAGGAUGCGACCGGCGGUUAUCACGGCAGCCAGACGGUGGUCAAAUCCGAGCUGAGGAUGCAGCACUCCUUCCCCGGCGCGGGUACAAGCAUAAGCACAAGCACCCCCGUCAAGAUCGCCAUGGCGGAGGGGCAGGCCUCAGCACAGGUGCCAUCAGUCAGCGGCGUAGUGCCCGGCCGUGCAAUGCGGAGAGUCAGCUCAGUGCCUUCUCGCUCUCACUCCCCGUCCCACGUCAGCAGCACGUCGCCCUCGCACGGCUCCCUGCACGCCUCGGCCGGCAGCGGCUACGGCUCGCCCAUCGUCACGGAACCCAAACCCCUCUCCUGCAUCUUCUCCACCACCUUGCCCUCCCCCGCCCAGCGCACUGGCGGCUCGCCCCUCACCAUUCAGAAAAAUUCCCCCGCCGCCCUGCGACGGGUGGGUUCCGCCAACUCCAGACCGGGCAGCACCAGCCGCACCACGUCGCCCUACCAAGCAUCGUUGGGCUCGUCGUCGGGCCGCAUGGGCUCGCCGUUGACUCUGACGGACAACUGUCAGAUGAGCAAGCAGCCCAGUCACUCGUCUCCGGCGCGAGCGAGCAUGGUGGCCGUUCCCCAGCACUACAGCUCCACUCUGCCCCGCUCCGUCAUCCACAAUGCCGACGCCUACGGGCCGCAGGGGUACGACGUUUACGACAAGAGGAUGCGGCCCGACAGCCUCGCAGACGCUCUGGUGGAUGAUGACAUUCAAGGCAUGCGGAGCACAUAUGCCAGUCAACACAGUCAGUUGGCCCAGGACUUGAGGUCCAGCAUAUCCCCGGAGCGUCGCAUUGCGCCCAUCUUUGAGGACCGCAUGUUCCAGGCCCCAUUGUAUCUCAGCCCGGGCCACACGCAACAGGGCACCAUCUGCAGGAGCGCCUCAGGUGUGGGGAGUCUCCAGCGGACGCCCAGUGCCAUGACCUACCAAAGAAACAACUUGGCUCUUAACACAGCCGCCACCUAUGCGGAUCCCUAUCGCUCGGCGCAGUACCGGCCGUGCGAUUCCAAUUACAGUCGGCAGGCUGCUAUUAUCGACGAUCCCACCCGCUCGCCCUCAAUAGACAGCAUCCAGAAGGACCCCAGGGAGUUUGCAUGGCGCGACCCGGAGCUGACAGAGGUGAUUCACAUGCUGCAGCACCACUUCCCCUCCGUUCAGGCCAACGCAGCCGCGUACCUUCAGCACCUCUGCUUUGGCGAUAACCGAAUUAAGGCCGAGGUGUGUCGGCUCGGCGGCGUCAAGCACCUGGUCAACCUGCUGGACCACAAAGUCCUCGAGGUCCAGCGGAACUCCUGCGGGGCUCUGAGGAACCUCGUAUAUGGGAAAGUGAUGGACGAAAACAAGAUCGCGCUGAGGAACGCCGGAGGCAUCCCGGCUCUGCUCCGACUGCUGAGGAAGAGCGUCGACGCCGAGGUGCGGGAGCUCGUCACAGGGGUGCUGUGGAACCUGUCGUCGUGCGACGCCGUCAAGAUGACAAUCAUCCGCGACGCCUUGACCACCCUGACCAACACUGUGAUCAUCCCCCACUCGGGAUGGAGCAGCUCCACCUUCGAAGAGGACCAUAAGCUCAAAUUUCACUCGUCGCUGGUGCUGAGGAACACCACAGGUUGCUUGAGGAACUUGAGCUCAGCUGGCGAGGAGGCCCGAAAGCAGAUGCGCACCUGUGAGGGGUUGGUUGACUCAUUGCUCUACGUCAUCAAAGCCUGUGUCAACACUUCAGACUUUGACAGCAAGAUAGUGGAGAACUGCAUUUGCACACUAAGGAACCUGUCCUACCGUCUGGAGCUGGAGUUGCCCCCUUCGCGCCUGAUAGGGGUGCAGGAGGCGGACGCCAUUUUGGGAAGCGAGUCGCCGAGCAAAGACAUCAGCUCCAGCUGCUGGGGGAGGAAGAAGAAGAAGAAGAAAAAGAACUCCCAGGAAGACACUUGGGAUGGAGUGGGACCCAUCCCAGGCUUCUCGAAACCACCCACGGGCGCUGAGAUGCUUUGGCACCCCGCGGUGGUGAAGCCUUACUUGACACUACUCGCAGAGAGCUCCAAUCCUUCCACACUAGAGGGCGCCGCCGGGUCACUUCAGAACCUGUCGGCGGGCAACUGGAAGUUUGCAGCGUACAUCCGUGCCGCAGUGCGUAAGGAGAAAGGCCUGCCCAUCCUCGUGGAGCUACUGCGAAUGGACAACGACCGGGUGGUGUGUUCGGUGGCCACCGCACUGAGAAACAUGGCAUUGGAUGUCCGGAACAAAGAGCUCAUAGGGAAAUACGCCAUGAGAGACCUGGUCAACCGCCUCCCCGGAGGAAACACCACCUUGCUGUCGGAUGAGACGGUGGCGGCCAUCUGUUGCACCCUGCACGAGGUCACCAGCAGGAACAUGGAGAACGCCAAGGCCCUGGCGGACACGGGCGGCAUCGAGAAGCUGGUCAACAUCACCAAAGGCAGAGGGGACAGAUUUUCUCUGAAAGUGGUGAAGGCGUCCGCUCAGGUUCUGAACACGCUGUGGCAGUACAGAGAUCUACGCGCCAUCUACAAGAAAGACGGAUGGACCCAAAACCAUUUCCUCACACCGGUAUCCACCCUUGAGCGGGACAGGUUCAAGUCUCAGCCCACCCUGCCCACCAACAGUAUCCAGAUGUCCCCCCUCAACCAUCCUGCUGCCAGCGCCAUGUCGUCUCCGGCCAUUCGCGAUCACACCCUGAGGGAUUAUCAGAGAGCGCAGUCAACUAUGCAGUUUUAUAACUACCAAGUGGACAACAGUCUUCACAAAAAACACUAUCCAGGGUCGGGAAAGACUUCUUCGUACUACUACCCGUCGCCUACGCGAGAGGAGCCCAGAAGAACACAGCCUUUGUACUACGCCGACGAGCCCAGCAGGAGGACCUACGACCCAUACCGGAUGUAUGUGCAGCAUCCGCUCGGCUACGACGACGCCUACAUGGAUGAGAUUAUGGCGUACGCGCCGACCGUCGACUACGGCGGCCAGCAUCACACGCUCAAGGCCGCCAACAACUACGUGGACAUUUACGCCAGCACGCGGAGGCCCUCCUACCGGGCCGAGCAGUACCCCGGUUCCCCCGAUUCGUGGGUCUGAAAUGCAACCACGAACCAUGAACUUGGCUUUUAAAA
Messenger RNA from Hippocampus comes (tiger tail seahorse), 3827 nucleotides. RefSeq names its product plakophilin 4 (gene pkp4). Gene Ontology annotation, cellular component: plasma membrane; adherens junction; nucleus. Gene Ontology annotation, molecular function: protein binding. The transcript has 23 exons. Gene Ontology annotation, biological process: cell-cell adhesion. NCBI's taxonomy places the organism in Eukaryota, Metazoa, Chordata, Actinopteri, Syngnathiformes, Syngnathidae. The record is from RefSeq and is a predicted model, not a curated record. The coding region runs from base 211 to 3792 and encodes 1193 amino acids.